This is a messenger RNA of Panthera uncia (snow leopard), 1964 nucleotides long. It is a transcript of the gene ACTL10, whose product is annotated as actin like 10. The record is from RefSeq and is a predicted model, not a curated record. The transcript has a single exon. Lineage: Eukaryota; Metazoa; Chordata; Mammalia; Carnivora; Felidae. Bases 1123 to 1860 code for a protein of 245 amino acids.
GGGUCCAGGGAGUUUUCAUGGGAGAGGUCUGUGGAAUACAGCAGGUCCUCAGGACUGAGGUCACAAUGAGUCCAAUCCGAGUUCUUUUCCUUCCUUCUCUGACCACCCCCUCUUACCUUAAGUCAAGGCCAAGAGAGAGGUGCCAGGAGACCUUCUGGGGCUCAAGGACUGGGCUGGACUCCUGGGUACCCAAGUAAGGAUAUAUGUCCGGAGGACACUGCCACAAGGCCCCAACAUUGUUAGAGCCCUGCUGCUCCCAGAGGCUUCUCAUCUAGAAGGAUUGAACGAGGCCCUCUCAACGUCUACGUCCACCAGGACUGAGGGGGCGGAGCCACAUAGCGGAGGCGCGUCCUCAGAGGGGUGGGCCUGGUGCAAGGUGGGUCUUGAGCCUUGAGCCACAGGAGGGCAAAGAGGGCCAAAAGCGGCCGGAGCCCGCAGGAGUGGAGACUGACACUCAAAUUAGUGGCGGGUGCUCGGGCCUGUGGGCAGAGCCAAGAGCUGAAAAGAGACGUCCAGUCUGGCAGGAAGAGUGGGAGCUCAGGACCAGAGGCCGGAGCCAAGAAUUGAGGGCGCUAGUUCUGUAACCAGAAAGGCCAAGACUUAGGCCUGGGGCCCGAGCCAAGAGCUGAAAGGCGGGCCUCCAGUGAGGCCGGGGGCCGGGCCUCUGGCGAAGGGCGGGGUCGAGCCGGGAGUGGCGCCGUGGCGUCGGUGUCCGGGAGGUCCGGGAGCCGCCGGGUCCGUCGGCCGCCCUCGCUGGGCCGCGUGGCAGUGGUGGUAGACCAGGGCUCGGGCUUCAUCAAGGCGGGCUUCGGGGGCGAGCGCCAGCCCCGCCUGGUGCUGAAGAGCUCCAGCCUGGUGCCCACCUGGGACCGGCCGGUGUGUACCCGCGCACCCGGCUGCGGGCUGGCGGGCGGCGUGGAACGGGCGCACCCCAUCAAGCACGGCGUGGUGGUGGACUGGGAGGCACUGGAGGGGCUGUGGGAGCGCCUGCUGGUGGGCGGCCUGCGGGUGUGCCCGGAGCAGUGGCCCGUGCUAGUGAGUGACUCGCCGUCGGCGCCGCCCGCGAGCCGCGAGAAGGUGGCCGAGCUGCUGUUCGAGGCCCUGGUGGUGCCUGCGUGCCACAUGGCCAGCACGGCGUUGUUGGCGCUCUGUUCCACUGGCGCGUUCAGCGGGCUGGCCGUAGAGGCAGGUGCAGGCGUGUGCCACGCCACACCCGUCUAUGCGGGCCACUCGUGGCACGAGGCCACCUUCCGGCUGGACAUCGCAGGGAGCACCCUGUCGCGCUACCUGCGGGACUUGCUGGUGGCAACGUGCCCUGAUCCAUCGCUGCGGGCCUUGCCCCGUAAGGCCAUCACACAGCUCAAGAAGCGCUGCUGCUAUGUGUCGCUGGACUUUGAGGGUGACCUUCAUAACUCUGACCGCCACCAUCCGGUCAGUUUCUGUUUAGGCAACGGGUGCUCUGUCUGCCUCAGCAGCGAGCGCUUCCGCUGCCCGGAACCCAUCUUCCAGCCGAGUCUGCUAGGCCAGGCCGAGCCAGGACUGCCUGCACUGGCCUUCCAGGCACUGCAGAGGGUCCCUGCGACUCUAAGGACGCGGCUGGCCAAUACCGUGGUGCUGGCCGGUGGUUCCACACUUUUCCCUGGCUUCACUGAGCGCCUGGAAAUGGAGCUAGAGGCGCAGUGCCGGAGGCACGGCUAUGGGGCACUGCGGCCUCAUCUGGUGGCCAAGCCUGGGCGUGGCACAGCAGUGUGGACAGGUGGCUCCAUGGUGGCCUCCUUGCGUUCCUUCCAACAGCGCUGGAUAACUCGGGCCAUGUACCAGGAGUGUGGCUCCAGGCUGGUGCACGAAGUGUUCAACUGAGUCAUGUUGGACUGGAGGGGAGGUGCCACAUGAGGGACACGGUGGGCUGAGCUAUAGCUUUAUCAGAGGCAUUGAGUGCCAAAUAAAAGUCUCAAGUGAUUGGA